This is a messenger RNA of Fusarium oxysporum Fo47, 987 nucleotides long. RefSeq lists its product as uncharacterized. The transcript has a single exon. The coding region runs from base 70 to 975 and encodes 301 amino acids. Lineage: Eukaryota; Fungi; Ascomycota; Sordariomycetes; Hypocreales; Nectriaceae. The record is from RefSeq and is a predicted model, not a curated record.
UCAGCACUCUUGUACUACGUCGGUUGCACGCUUGGCAUCGCAGCUAAUAGCUACCCCGUCAAUGUUCGAAUGCCCGGCGCUUCGCUCUUUCGUCUUGCCAGAGAUCGUCAAUCAUCUCGGGGUCUUCCGUGGGCUCGUAUGAGUCGUUUCUUGCGACCGACUGGUGGAAACUUCAAUGUUCCCAUCAUUGAACUUGAACUAUUGUCUGGUGAAUUGCCUUACGAAGAUUCUACGAAAACAAUUCAUGACCUCGCUGCGAUGCGACUGGACGCUUGUGCUCAUUCGAUCAUAAUGAAAGCCUUUUUCGAUGACAUUUCGAAGCUUGCAAGCAAGGUUAUAAAGAGUACCGAAGAUCCUUCAGCCGCCACGUCAUUUGACAUCUCGAAAGAGUUCGGUACCACCAUACUGUCACUGAACAAGGCAUGCGACAGUGUCGCCGACCAAGCUUUGGAAUGGACGGGGGAUUAUGACAGGAUCUACCAAAAGCAAUACAUGGGUGAUGACCCCGAUCUCACAAAUCAUGCCUUCGAACUGCAGAAAGCAGCCCCUUCAAAUAUUGUCAGGUUCGAAGUCUCCUACGACUUCGCCGUGGACUCGCUUUUGGCUGAGACCAAGGUCAAUGACGGCAUUCGGUUUGGUGGCUUCGGUCGCAAUAAGAAAUCGAUCUUUCUAGACGAUGAUGAAGUGAUCACGGGAGCUUCAUGGAAUACAGGGAUUCUAACCGAGGAUGCUACCAAGAAAGUCAUUUUCAACUUGAUUAUCAAUACCACGGAAAGAAGGCUAGGGCCAUUUGGUACGGGUGGCGGUAAGAUCAAGGCAAAUGCCGAGAAACAAAUCUUUAAGGUCCCUGAAAAGAUGAAAGUAUAUGGUCUUGUUGAUUCGGCUGGUAAAUAUAUCGAGCAUCGAGGCGAUGUUAUCAUGGAGAGUGGGAGAUUCAUCGCGGAGCUUAGGUUCAUUGUCGGUCCUGCAGAAUAGCAUCUUGGUCAC